AUUACAUCAAGGAUGGUUUGUAAGAAUCGCUUGAACAUGCCAGAAGAGUCCGAGAUUGGCUGGUUGUGUGAAGCUCUGACCUGACCUGGUUCCCGGAGUGGAGUAUUACCCCCCUUCCUCCCUCCGCCUUCACCGUCACGAGGUGAACAUCAUCACACACAGACGCGAAGGCUCUACUUAAACAGCGCAUCGCGCUACGGGGAACUAUAGUUUCUCUUUCCCGUGCGGGGUCUAUGAAUAUGCGGGUAACGACUACACGAUACGGGGCGAUGGAUGGAAGGGUAGUCAUACUAGUCGCUGCCCUUAUUGCUUUAACACACCCGGCCACACCUAUACCCGUGGGGGAAAAGGAGACGUGUCAUACACCUGUAGGUCUUGCUUCCGACGCCUUGGAUCCAUUAGUGGACUUCGAACUGGCAGCUUCUGACGGCAACGCCAGCAACGUCAGGUUGAAUGGGCCGUCGUCGUGGAAGGUGCACAGUCUCAGCAACGAGCCAUUUGUACAGGUGACACUUUCUAAACCAAUGUUGAUCACAGGCAUCCAGACCCAGGGAGACCCGGAUGAAGGUGCCUGGGUGGUGCAGUUCCGGGUCGCCUACAGCAGGGAUUGUGAAGCCUACACAAGCGGAGACUCGUCGUACUGGGCAAACAUCAACAACAGCACAACGUUGACACAUUUCUUCCACAACCUGACACUGGCCAAAUGUAUGCGGAUUUUCCCAACCCAUUUUGAGGGCCCCUUCUCUGCCCUCCGACUUGAACUGCUCGGCUGUGAUAUAGAAGAAUGUACAGCUAAGUUAAACGUUUAUGCAAGCGAAGUUAUACCGCCAGAGAUUGGAAACCAGCCUGGCAUUCAAAUCAAGCUUACUUCAGAAACAAUUUUGACGUCACUAGCCGUGACGUAUGAAGCACGUGCUCACGAGGAAGUUCAGCUGGAUCUAGAGUACAGUCGGUCAUGUGUCAACUAUACUGCAGUGGUCAACAGCCAGGUCACACAGUUGUACCGAAGCCCGGAGGAUGCCCCGCGCCAAGUGUCUGUGAUAGCCUUCUACACACCUGUCCGGGCGCAGUGUGUCAGGGUGACACCUGUCGGCCUAACGGUCCUGGAAUCCGUCAAACCAUACGGAUGUGAUGCCACAAUAACAGAAGGGACAUUCGCAGAGUGCGGACGAACGAGGAAGACGUCGGGCAUCCGCCGGAAGCGCGUGGUCGGCGGUAACCCUGUGACCCCUGGUGAUUGGCCUUGGUUGGUGUCCAUGCACUUCCUCAAGUGGCACAACUUCACCAACUCCUCGGGACUUAAACAUCUGUGCGGUGCCAGCCUCAUCGGACGGGAGUGGAUCCUGUCUGCCGCUCACUGUUUUGACCCGCAUGUGUUCAGCGGUUUGGAUGACCCCGCCAACUGGCGCGUGGCUCUGGGAGAGCAUGACCAGAGCUCUGCCGACGGCACAGAACAGCUGAUGGAGGUAGAAAGUAUCACGAAGCAUCCAAACUUUACAAUUUCUGGCAAUGACCCCAUCCUGUUCGACAUAGCGCUGUUGAAACUGAAGCGACCGGCAGUGUUGUCAGACUACGUCAACCUCGUGUGCCUCGACAGGAUCGGGGACUUCCCCACGGGCUCAAGGUGCAUCGUCUCGGGGUGGGGACAGGACACGACAGAAACGCCGGGAACAAAACUGCCAUUUAUGACUUUCCUGCCAAUCAUGGACGCUGAUGCAUGCCGGGACAAGUACAACGCACUUCCGGAGGAUCAUAUGGCACGAACGGUAGUGCGGGUGGACGACUCGGUGUUUUGUGCAGCAACCGAGACGGGAGGCCAAGAUGCAUGCUAUGGAGAUUCGGGGGGACCGUUCAUCUGUGAGAAGGACGACCAAUGGUACCAGGUGGGUAUAGUCUCCCUCGGCUACAUCUGCGGUGACCUUCAAUACCCCGGCGUCUACACCAAGGUGGCCCACUACAAAGACUGGAUCGAAGACACCAUCGCCAACUACAACUACACCAACAACUGAGGACAACGUCAUCACUCAGCAGGGACCUUGCGAACGCUAUAGCCAUAUCUGAAACGAAGCUACCAGAAAGGUAGACCAACGACCUCGACUGAGACGCUGGAUGAUAGGAUUUACCUCAUAAACUCCGAUGAUCUGAAGCUGAAUCAUGAAUCAUCACCUCACCUUGAAUCAUCUCGCAUCAGCUGUAGAUGUAUAUACCAUAUACAUAAUGCCUGGCUGACCUCGGUAUAACAUCAGUAACUCGUAGCCUGGUGUUCAGCCUGCUGAUGCCCAUUGGAAUUUUCAUCGUCAUUCUUGCUGUGUCACAUAAUGCUUUAAGUACAAGCAGCUCGCCACGGCCGCGCAUAAUUGCCGUUGUGGUCGUUACCGUAAUGAAGAGUGGGGAGGGAGUUAACGUUCCCGGACAACGCACCAUACCAGAAGGAAGUCCUGGUGAGAUGGGGAGAAUGGCGGAGGAACUGGGGGGAUGAUGAACACGAUUUGAUGGCGUAUUAAGAUAUUUUCCCAAUCUACCCUUGGCGUAUCUGGUAGACCGUGCCAAAGACAACUGGUAUUAUCAAGCAGGAUUGAGAAGUACAAGAGCCCGUUAUAUGGAGGUAUCUGGAUGCUGUUAACGUUGACAAUAGCGCAAACGUACAAUGCUUUGCUAUAGGAUACUGAAGAGUGGUUAGAUAUAUAGAACUUGAGAAGAGUUGUGUGUGAUGAUACGUCUUGAUGCAGUGUCUGGUAAGUCGCUUACCAGAGUUACCUCCCCUAGAUGCGCCAUGAUCCUCCGAUCGUGCUAUAGAAUCCUAGCUUCGAACUGAUACUGGUCUCGGGUUCUCAGCAUCACCAAAGUAGUGAGCGACAGAGCCUCCUUCGGACCUCUAACGUUACGUUCGCACACCGUGAUAUAACUAAAACACUAUUCACAGCCCUGUUGUAACACCGUUACUUCAUCCUAUAAACCUAGGUUAUAUACGCUGGUGCUAUUAUUUAAGCCGCUAUGUGUUAAGUGCACGACAGAGAAUAGCAGUUGGUAUAUGAGUGUUGUCGAUUGAGGGCACAUGUGUAUGCAGGAUUAAUGCACAUGAAGUGCCCAGGAUGAGGUCGCAUCUCCUUUAAACAUACCAAACAUGCCUGAUAUACACAACUCAAAAAGUUUAAGAACACUCGAUUAGUUUUCAUAUGACUAUGGUUAAUAUGUCAUGUCGAAUGAAAAAAUGGAGUGUUUUUUUACUUCCUUAGAGUGUCAAGGGUUUUACACUGAUGUGGUAUCAAUCUUGAAUCGGAUGAAUAAAACAAACUGGGAACCGUCUUCGCUGUGACUGGAUCGCUAAAUUGUAGAUCGACAUACUAUUCAACAAUCGAUAGGGAUUCUGGUAUCUGAUGGUACCAGCCUGAAUUUGUACGUACGCAUAUGUUUACUGCUCAGCCUGUGUAAGAAUCUUUGGUGUGGACAUUCAGUGGAAUCAAACCAUUGCCUUUGAAUAGGAAACUCCCCGGCGUGUACAGACUCAUGCACGGUCAUUUCUUACGUUAUGGAUUAAUAUUAAAGGAUUAUUUGGGUAGGUUUAAAUAAUAAUUUAAUAUAAAUGUGAAACUCUAAAUUGGAAAAUUGGGUCAAGGGAUUUAUUCACUAUUAUGUGAUGCGUAACCUUCCACCAGUGCUGGGGCGGUGGGGUAGCCUAAUGGUUAAAGCGUUGGCUCGUCACGCCGAAGACACGGGUUCGAAUCCCCACAUGGGUACAACGUGUGAAGCCUAUUUCUGGUGUCCCCCGCCGUGAUGUUGCUGGAAUAUUGCUAAAAGCGGCGUAAAACCAAACUCACUCAGUCAGUCCACCAAUGCUGUCGAUCGCGUUGAAUAUGCACGUCCGGGUCGUGUUUCUUUUAAGUUUGUUUAGAGUACUUAUGUCUAUGUCAUUGAAGCUGUAAUCGUGUCAUGACGUUGGUACAUACUCCUCGCAAAACAACUGUUAGCAUUCAGUCGUAAUCAACCACCAUCUGGACGCGUAGUAAUGUCCCUACCAAAAGUUGAGCUGUAUGUAUAAUGAGUGUUUGAGGUCAUGUUUCGAUGGCAUCUUAGUGAUCUGUUUAUGGAGAUGAAGGAUGCUGAAAAUUAGUUUGGACAACUGAGACGUCUGUUGGCAGUGUUAUUCUUUAACGGUUCGUGAACAAACGGGACUGGUAAUUGAUUGUACGUGUGAGGGAUGCCUUUCAAUUAUGACGUCAAUGAUGACGGAACUAGUAGACACAACACAAUCAAGAAUGUCAGUCGUGCAUAGCGUCAGUAUCAUAUGCCUUGGCAAACCCAUUAGAAACACAACCUAUUUGGCCGCCAUUAUGUAACUGGUUUCUUUACUGGGGAAAGCAAACGCUUGAGCCAAUCAUUCUCUAAGGUGCUGUAGACAGAACCCAGUCCGUGUUUGUGCGUCGCUUAGUAUGAUGCCCUGUUGUGGAGCUCAACAUGCCAAGCCGGAUAUCGGUAAAAUUUGCUUUACGAACAAGGCUCGAAUAUAGUUAAAACAAUUUUGUUUUUUGGAGUAAAUUUUGUUUUGACAUUUUAGGAAAUGACUUGUUUGUUAUAUUCUGUUAAAUAUGAAUUAGUAUGUAUGCAGAAGGGAGAAAAAUGCACAAAUCAUGUUUAUGUAACAUUUGUUUUAUGUAAUAUUUGUUUUAUACCAUUUUAUAUUGAUGUUGAAAUGUAUACAUAUACAUAUACAUGUACUUCUCUUCAUGUUGUAAAAAGUUAUCAUUGGUGAAUAAAAUCGUUACAUAAUUUUCUAAAA
Messenger RNA from Haliotis rubra (blacklip abalone), 4777 nucleotides. Its product is annotated as phenoloxidase-activating enzyme-like. Gene Ontology annotation, biological process: proteolysis. The coding region runs from base 234 to 2009 and encodes 591 amino acids. The transcript is spliced from 12 exons. Gene Ontology annotation, molecular function: serine-type endopeptidase activity. Lineage: Eukaryota; Metazoa; Mollusca; Gastropoda; Lepetellida; Haliotidae. The record is from RefSeq and is a predicted model, not a curated record.